UGUUGCUAAGGAGAAGAAGCCUCCAUCUCUUUUUACUCGAAAGCACUCAAUCAUUCCUUCUCCAGAAUUUGCGUUUCGAUCGAUCCCUGAGUUGAAGCCUUCAAGCAGGUGAAUUGAUCCAAAAUGUAUCUUCAGUUUUACAUUAAUGAGAAUGGCGAUAAAGUUUACACUACUAAGAAAGAAUCACCACUUGGAGUGAACACACAAUCUGCUCAUCCAGCUCGCUUCUCCCCUGAUGAUAAAUAUUCACGGCAAAGGGUUCUUUUGAAGAAGCGCUUUGGAUUGUUGCCCACCCAAAGUCCACCCCCAAAGUACUAAAUAUUUCACUGUCUUCUUGAUGUUGAUUCGGGGCUUACCUUUGCUUACAUGGAAGAAUGCGGAGAAGUAUUUUGGGUUUUGGUAGCUAUUCAUCUUAAUUGUUCACUAGCAGGAUGGCAACUGAUGCCGGAUCACUGAAUUGGACGGAAAAUGAGAUGUCUUGAAUGCAUCUUUUUAGACCCUAGAAUGUUUUGUUGCAUUUGUACACUUUCUUAUUUUUCAUUUUUGUCUUGCAUGAAAGCAUUCUGAUUUUUUCUUGUGUGUUUUUAAGAUGUCUCGUUUUGCUUAUAA
Messenger RNA from Vitis riparia (riverbank grape), 609 nucleotides. RefSeq names its product H/ACA ribonucleoprotein complex subunit 3-like protein. Bases 124 to 318 code for a protein of 64 amino acids. Gene Ontology annotation, molecular function: box H/ACA snoRNA binding; telomerase RNA binding. NCBI's taxonomy places the organism in Eukaryota, Viridiplantae, Streptophyta, Magnoliopsida, Vitales, Vitaceae. Gene Ontology annotation, biological process: snRNA pseudouridine synthesis; positive regulation of telomerase RNA localization to Cajal body; rRNA pseudouridine synthesis. The transcript has 4 exons. Gene Ontology annotation, cellular component: box H/ACA telomerase RNP complex; box H/ACA snoRNP complex. The record is from RefSeq and is a predicted model, not a curated record.